Molecule: messenger RNA, 2683 nt
Organism: Herpailurus yagouaroundi (jaguarundi)
Lineage: Eukaryota; Metazoa; Chordata; Mammalia; Carnivora; Felidae
Gene: RNF122
Product: ring finger protein 122
Exons: 6
Coding region: 1099-1665 (188 amino acids)
Biological process (GO): ubiquitin-dependent protein catabolic process
Cellular component (GO): nucleus
Molecular function (GO): ubiquitin protein ligase activity
Source: RefSeq, a predicted model, not a curated record
CAAAGGUAUGGAGGCAGGUGAGGACAGGUUGGACAAGAAAUAGGAGACUGGUCUAUGUUGGGGGAUGCUGGAAAACUAUGAGCAGUGGAGGUUGAGGCGACCCAGUGCGUGCAUGUUUAGCAGGACUUAAAACCAGUCAUGAGCCUGGGAAAUACAUAAUGGAAACUGAGUGGGAGGAUAUGUCACACACAUGGGCUAAAGUAGAGGAAGGACUUGACAUCAGUGAGGGUCUGGAGUGGGGACUUGGAAUAGAACUGGUCCCGACAUCUGAAAGAGGUUUGAAGGGAGGCUCAUUAUAUGGUCACUAGAUUGAUCUAGGAGAUGACUGAGGAGAUGUAGGAUGUCAAAAUCGACUUCCGGUCCUUUCAGCCAGUCUUCUGCUGAAUUGUAGUACUGGUAAUUUUAAUCUAGAAUUCUCAAGUAUAUUAAUGGGUCCUGGCUUCUAACCAAGCUGUCAGGCAGGUACUUAAAACCCAUGUUGAAGACUUGGGUACAGAGGUCUUUGGAAACAAGCCUUCUUAGCUGUUUGACGUUAGACAAUUUAUUUAAUGAUUGAGUCUUUUUUUUUUUUUUUUUUUUUUUUCCUGUAGAAGGGGUAAGUAAAUUUCUCAGUGGCAUUACAAAGAUUAAAUUGGUAGCGUGAGAAGGUGCUUGGGGUAUUGCAAGAUUCUAGUUUUCUCGUCUCCUCACUUUCUGAAAUCUAAGAAUUUUAUUCUUGCCUUUUGGAUCACGAUAAUAUUUUGUCUUGGUUGCAGGACUAAACACUCCACCAGCUUAUUGUUUCUAUCCUAUAUUUGUUUCUUACUGUUAAACAGUACAGAACAUUUACUAAUUCUCAGAACGAGUACUCCCAAAAUAGAGAGUGGCCCCAGGACUGGUUAAUCCAGCAAUUUCACGGACAUAAAUCAUUUCUUUCCCUCUCCCUUCCGCCACCCUCGGCCAUUGGCUUUAUAUUGAACUGCUUUCUUUCCAGCUCUAACUUGGCUGCCACCAUUCCAAUCUUUCCUGCUCCGGCAGAACUUGACUUUGUUUCCUUGGCCAGAACCCUGUCACAUACUUACCUCAACACCAAACUCUGGCAAGAGGCAGGUGACAACGAUGAUUGAUAAGCCAAUCAGGAUUUACCCUCUGAGGAUGCUUGGUCAGCCAAUCAGGAUUUACCCUCUGAGUCACGUGAGAAGGGGAAGCAUCUGGUGGCUGGUCAGUGCUUCCCCCGCUGCAGGGUGUUUUUGUGGCCUGGGACUGGUUAGCACCAACAAGUCCUGCUCAAUGCCACCCAUCAGUUUCCAAGACCUUCCCCUCAACAUCUACAUGGUCAUCUUUGGCACAGGCAUCUUCGUCUUCAUGCUCAGUCUCAUCUUCUGCUGCUAUUUUAUCAGCAAACUCCGGAACCAGGCACAGAGUGAGCGAUACGGCUAUAAAGAGGUGGUGCUUAAAGGUGAUGCCAAGAAGUUGCAGUUAUAUGGGCAGACCUGUGCAGUCUGUCUGGAAGACUUCAAGGGGAAGGACGAGCUAGGUGUGCUCCCAUGCCAACAUGCCUUUCACCGGAAGUGUCUGGUGAAGUGGCUAGAAGUACGCUGUGUCUGCCCUAUGUGUAACAAGCCCAUUGCUGGGCCCUCAGAGGCCACUCAGAGCAUUGGAAUCCUAUUGGACGAGCUGGUGUGAAUGCUGCCUCUACACCAAGGCCUGGAGAAGACCGCUUGCCUCAUGGGUGCCUGGCCCCUCCGCACAGCUACGGGUGAACAAGACUGGUGGGUGGUGACUGACGUGCUUACCUGAAGGGGCAGUAAUGCAGGGCUGGGCUCCCACCAUCAGGGGGAGGCCUGAGUCGCCCCACCUUUCUGCCUCCUGAAGCCUUCUUCAGCUACUCAGCACCUGCUACUCAGCACUGGCGUUGUCACCCAUCAAGAACGCUGUAUCCUGGUACCGGACUGUCUACCUGCCUGUCCCUGUGGGGGAAGCUGGGGAAGGCAAUCCACCCCUAUCUGGCCGAGAACUUGGAGCUCACCCCUUAGGAGGACUGGCUGCCCUGACCUAGAAGAAGGGAGGAGAUGGGCCCUGCCCCACCUGUAACCUGCCUCCCCUCUUCGCUUCUUCCACAGGAAGGGGAGAAGGGGAGGAAGGAACCAUCAAGGAACCAAGUGCCUCCAGUGCAAGCGAGGGAGGCUCUGUAGGAAAUCAGGAAGAACAGGGACACGGAAAAAGGAAAGUCAAUGUUUACAUGGGGCCUAUGGAAAUAAAGGCUUGGCCUGUAGGCCUGCUGACCACAGGGUAAUGGGGGGCGGAUGCCUUCCCUCUGCUAGGAUCUGAGGUGCUAUCCAUUCACUGUCUUCCUCAGCUGAUCUCAGAGCAUCCUAUUCCAUUUUGGGGUUAUAGUACCCCUCCAGAGGAAGGGCUUAUUUUACACUCAAAUGAAUUCCCAGGGGCUUUUUCUAAAGGAGCAAAAGGGGCCUGGGGAUGGGGGUGUCUGAAGGUUAAGGUGGCAACAGAUACCUUCUUCCCCUUUGUAAAUAGUAUUUUUAUACUUCAUCCUCACCAUCUCAGGCUUUAUACAUGGAAUCCCCUGAAUGGAGGGGGUGGGGUUUCCUCUCUCCUCUUCCCCCCGCAGAAUAGGUGAGGGUGGGAGAAAGGUAUGUAUUUAAAGAAAAUUAAAUUUAAUAACCAGUUUCUCUUUUUGCCUGUG